Monoraphidium neglectum is the source of this 621-nucleotide messenger RNA. RefSeq lists its product as hypothetical. The transcript is spliced from 9 exons. The coding region runs from base 1 to 621 and encodes 206 amino acids. The record is from RefSeq and is a predicted model, not a curated record. Lineage: Eukaryota; Viridiplantae; Chlorophyta; Chlorophyceae; Sphaeropleales; Selenastraceae.
AUGUGCCCCGGCAAUCUUCUCAUCAACGGCGGCUUUGAGCUCCCAAACACGGAGGCUCUGCCCACAGAGAAGUACGACCCCAACAAGAACAGCUGCUGGGGCUGGUACUACGGAAAGUCUGUGCCAGGGUGGUACGUGGUUCGGCCCGACGGCCAGCGCUGCGUGACUGUGGAUUGGAUGGGCGAUGGAGUCAUCGAGGUCGCACGCGCGGCGCUCACGCGCCCGGUCGAGGGGCGGCAGUACGGGGAGCUGCUCCCCAACGCCACUGGGGCGUACUGCCAGGACGUGGCCGUGACUAAGGGGGCGAAGUACAAGCUGAGCUGGUGGUAUGGCCGCCUGGUGGCCAAGGCUCCCACUGACGGCAAGAACUUCAAGAAGGGAGACAUGACCGUGUUCUGGACGUCGGCCGACGCGGCCGGCUUCAAGCUGCUGCAGACCAUGAACACCCGCGACUGGCCCAUGGACAACAGCACGGGAAUAUACCAGCCAAUCUGGAAAGAGUACAAGGUCGAGUUCACGGCGCCUGAGGACAAGAUCACCCUGGCGUUCAUCAACGGCAUCAGGUCCUCAGUGUGCGCGUGCGGCUCCCUCAUCGACGCGAUUUGCCUGCAAAAGGCGUAG